ACAUUCUUCGUUGUCCAUGGCUUCUCCACCUCCAAAGGGUCUCAAGCGGUCUUCUUUCCUCAGAACUAAAGAAAUUCUAUCUUACUUGACCCCUGUGGAUGAACAAUUUGAAGAGGAGAUAGAAAUAGAAACAAUUGCAAUUGAAAGAGAAAAAGUUGCAGCCAAGAAACCACCAUCCAGUAGGAAAAGUACCAUCAAAAGGAAAGCAACCUCUCUUGCAGCUUCAACAGUAACAACGAGAUCAAAAGGUAGCUUUCUUCUUCUAUCUACAUUUAAAUUUCUGUUUAUAGAGUUUUUUAAAUGUUUCAUUUCUUGUUUGUACAUGGCAAAUUUCUGCCAAGUCAAAAGCUACCAAGAGGUUAUCAAUCUUCAUUCCCUCGGCCUCCAUGAGAGAAGCAGAAACUUCCAAAUCUGAGGGAUCUGAUGACUCUCUUGUGUUUCUAAGGGAAUAAAAAGGAAAAAAAAGAAAGGAACAGAUUCCUCUUCUUCACAUGCAGAUCUUUCUCCGUAAAGGGUUAAGAUCCUUCUCCGUAAAGGGUUAAGGGAAAAAGAUUCUCAAUGCGUUUGGCUAAAAAGAAUUUCAAAACAGUGGACGCUAAUGAAAUAGUUGAUCUUAAACAAACUUCUCCUGGAGAUUCAAGCACAUUUGUUGAGGCUAAAUCUUCUACAGUUGACAAGCUUUUUGGUCAAGAAGGGGAAAAUGCAUUUGAAGAAGAAACAGUGGCUUUGCCUCCAACUGUAGAAGAAAUCCAAGUGGCCACUUUACUGGAAGUUCAAAUGUCAGAGCUUAAAACCCGGAUUUCUAGCAAGCAAAAGGCAUUGGCAGACAUGAACACUAGGAGGAAGCAACUUCUUGAUGGACUUCACAGCCAACUGAAGAAAUUGGAGCCAAAAAGAGUAGUGGCUGAAGCUCUUGCGAAGAAAAAUCAAGGAAUUACCAAGGAACUCACUGCCAUGCAACUUGAAUGGAAAGAAUGGAGAGACUUCCUUUAGCUUAGCCUUCUAAAAACAGCUUUUAUUUUAUGUUUGUGGCCAUAUGCCAAGCAUAAUAGUUAUUUUAUGAUGUUUGAACUUUAUUUUGGAUACUUGUUGAAUCGAUGGAUGACUCCAUGUCAUCCUUUUGCUUUUCUACUUGUUUGUUCAGGUUUUUGCCUGCAAGUUGGUGGCUUGAUUCAAAGCCAACACUUUGAAUUUCUGUUUGCGUUAAUUUCUGGAGCAAAGACUAUGUUUGAGCAAAAAUGUGGCCAAAAUAAGCCAUCUACAGCUUA
Messenger RNA from Rubroshorea leprosula, 1268 nucleotides. NCBI's taxonomy places the organism in Eukaryota, Viridiplantae, Streptophyta, Magnoliopsida, Malvales, Dipterocarpaceae. The record is from the annotation of a GenBank genome assembly.